Messenger RNA from Ochotona princeps (American pika), 1572 nucleotides. It is a transcript of the gene GMPPB, whose product is annotated as GDP-mannose pyrophosphorylase B. Lineage: Eukaryota; Metazoa; Chordata; Mammalia; Lagomorpha; Ochotonidae. Gene Ontology annotation, molecular function: GTP binding; mannose-1-phosphate guanylyltransferase (GTP) activity. Gene Ontology annotation, biological process: GDP-mannose biosynthetic process; cell wall mannoprotein biosynthetic process. Bases 339 to 1421 code for a protein of 360 amino acids. The record is from RefSeq and is a predicted model, not a curated record. Gene Ontology annotation, cellular component: cytoplasm. The transcript has 9 exons.
GUCUCCGUCCCCAUAGCAGCCGAGCGUGCUUGGCCUCUCAUUGGCUACGUGGUCCGCAGCUCCGUGCGCCAGCCUCUGACGCCUACUGCCCUGCCACGUAAGCGACAGCUGAUUGGUCCGCUGAAGGACACGUCAGCGCCCGCGCCGGCUUCUGCUUGAGUUCCGGGUCGCGACCCUCGCCUCUGCGGUCCUUGUCACCUGCUGGCCAGUGGCGGGUCCAGACCCGGCGUCCGGCAGAGAGGGCGCGGCGUGGAGCGCAGGCGGUGAGUCGGGCCGGGGCCGGUGCGGUGGGCUGACCCGCCUCGGUGCCUGGGACUCGGCCGUCGGCCGCAGGCGCCAUGAAGGCCCUGAUUCUGGUGGGCGGCUACGGGACGCGGUUGCGGCCGCUGACGCUGAGCACGCCGAAGCCUCUCGUGGAUUUCUGCAACAAGCCCAUCCUGCUGCACCAGGUGGAGGCCCUUGCUGCGGCAGGUGUGGACCAUGUGAUCCUGGCCGUGAGCUACAUGUCGCAGGUGUUGGAGAAGGAGAUGAAGGCCCAGGAGCAGCGGCUGGGGAUCCGCAUCUCCAUGUCCCACGAGGAGGAGCCCCUGGGCACAGCUGGGCCUCUGGCGCUCGCCCGGGACCUGCUGUCUGAGACCCCAGACCCGUUCUUCGUCCUCAACAGUGAUGUCAUCUGCGAGUUUCCCUUCCAGGCCAUGGUGCAGUUUCACCGACACCAUGGCCAGGAGGGCUCCAUUCUGGUGACCAAGGUGGAGGAGCCCUCCAAGUACGGCGUGGUGGUGUGUGAGGCCGACACCGGCCGCAUUCACCGCUUUGUAGAGAAGCCACAGGUGUUUGUGUCCAAUAAGAUCAACGCAGGCAUGUACAUCCUGAGCCCGGCCGUGCUGCGACGCAUCCAGCUGCGGCCCACAUCCAUUGAAAAGGAGAUCUUCCCGGUCAUGGCCCAGGAGGGGCAGCUGUAUGCCAUGGAGCUGCCAGGCUUCUGGAUGGACAUCGGUCAGCCCAAGGACUUCCUCACCGGCAUGUGCCUCUUCUUGCAGUCACUGCGGCAGAAGCAGCCCGAGUGUCUGUGCUCAGGGCCGGGCAUCGUGGGCAACGUGCUCGUGGACCCGAGCGCCCGCAUUGGUCAGAACUGCAGCAUUGGCCCCAACGUGAGCCUGGGGCCAGGUGUGGUGGUGGAGGACGGCGUGUGCAUUCGGCGCUGCACGGUGCUGCGGGACGCGCACAUCCGCUCGCACUCGUGGCUCGAGUCCUGCAUUGUGGGCUGGCGCUCCCGCGUGGGCCAGUGGGUGCGCAUGGAGAACGUGACGGUGCUGGGUGAGGACGUGAUAGUCAGUGACGAGCUCUACCUCAACGGAGCCAGCGUGCUGCCCCACAAGUCCAUCGGCGAAUCUGUGCCCGAGCCCCGCAUCAUCAUGUGAGGCACCCCGGGCUGGGCACCACAGAGGCCUUGGACUGGCUGCCACUCCAAAGGCCGGUGCUGCUGAACACCUGCCCUCCCAUGUGGAUGUAAAGUGGCACACCCCAAGAAGGGCUAGGGCUGUAUGGAAUAAUAAUUUAAUGCUCGCUGUG